CCAUUUCAAAUAUUUCCCUAUUCAGUGGUUUGAACAGCCACCAACAUGAAAGGACAUGCAGCACUAAUUUUAGGGCUGCUUGCCUUGGUUCAUUCACAAUCUUUGUACACCGGCCCAGUUGAAUAUCUUCAAACUGUCACUGUGCAAAACACUGUGGUUACAUCCAACAAUGCUGGCACGCAAGAAUUAACAACUGUGCGCCCAAAUAUGACUAUAAAUAAUUCUUCAACCACGCUUGAAGAAGACGAAGAAGGGGAUUAUGGCGAUGAAUUUGACAACAUGACGGCCAUAUCUAAUGAAUGCAAAACAUUUUUGGCCAAUUUAACAUUUGAGUUGUCAAAGGACAAGCAAGUGUGGGACAGCGCCAGAUAUUUCUGUCACAAAAAGGGGAUGGAACUUAUUACUGUUGAUACAGAACAAAAGAGCACUUGUCUCCAAGAAUUUUUGCAAAAUGAGGAAAUGCGCGAUGUAAAAUUUUUAACUGGUCUCCAAGUCAAUUCGGACAAAACCGGAAUUUGGUCGGCCGACAAAAGCAAGGCCACAUACAUAGGCUGGGCUGACAGUUCGCCAGCAAAAUUCAAAUGCAUGGCACUUUGGCGUGACGCUGCCUACAAUGUUGAUUGCAAUGAAGUCAACAUGUACAUUUGCGAGAAAAAUCCAAAUGCAGCCGCAGUACCCGAAAACCUUCAAGAUCUUUGCAAAAAAGACGUCAAGUAUGAAAUUGUGACUCAGCCGGCUAACUGGGCUACAGCAAGAUUUAUUUGCAAUAGCAAGAAAAUGGACCUUGUGAGUUUGGAGACGUUUGAGGAGAAUUUGUGCAUUUUGGACAAAUUAAUCAAAGCUGAGAUGUCCCUUAAAGCUGUUUUUACGUCUUUGAGUAUAAACGAGGGCGAAAAGAAUUUCACCUCGUGGGCAAGUAAGGAGAUGUUAAGCUACUCCGUUUGGGGAUCAGGACAGCCGAAUGAUUACAAUGGAAAGGAGAAAUGCAUGGCCCUAUAUAAAAAUGCAUGGCAUGACAUUAAUUGUGAAAAUGAAUCACCGUUUAUAUGCGAGAGUGUUAAUUACAAUGUACCAGCUCCUUGCAAGGACGGCGAGAGCGCAAAAUAUACUGUUUCUACAACUACUGCAACCAACGACAUAGCAAUGAAACAAUGUCUUAUAAUGGGACAGCAACUCGUUUCUAUUGAAAGUUUGGAAGAAAACAAUUGCGUCAAAUCGCUCAUUAUAAAUGCCAAUUUGACGAACAAACAAGUUUGGACUUCCUUGAAUGCAACCAGCAAAGUCUGGGGCAACGGCGCCCCUAUGACUUUCACCAACUGGCAAAAGGGCGAACCGAAUAACCCUUCCAAAGAGUUCUGCAUGUCGAUUAUGAGAAAUGGUUGGUACGACAUGGGAUGUCAGAUGUGGACUAAUUACGUUUGCGAAACGCCGGAAACACCAGCACCAACUUGCAACAUGGAUAAUUACAAGAUUCCAGAUAAUAGAGCUAAUUGGAGGCAAGCGCGUAAUAGUUGUCGUAAACUAGGAAUGCAGUUGGUGAGCUUGGAAACGCCGCAGGAGAACAUUUGCGUCAUGAAAGCGAUUGAAAAUUCCGGAUUGUCAACGGUGCCGGUUUUUACAUCACUGAACAUAAUUAAUGGCGAGAAACAAUAUACGAAAUGGGAUAGUGGGGCUCCUUUGUCGUUCAACGACUGGGCAGUCGGACAGCCCAAAAACAUGAACGAAGAAAAAUGCAUGGCAAUGAACAAAUAUUACUGGAUUAACACAAACUGCUACAGUGAGAAUCGCUACAUUUGCGAGAAAUCGUCGUCAGAAGCUCAAACUCAAAGUGAAAAAGAGUGCCAGCCAGGUUCAAAAUAUAGUGUAACACAGACAAAAGCAAAUUUCUGGAAUGCUCGUAAAAUAUGCAAGAAAAUGGGAAUGGAUUUAGCAAGCUUGGAAACUUUGGAGGAAAGCAACUGCGUCAAAACUGAAAUCGAGAAAGCAGAUUUGUCAACCAAGGCUGUCUUCAUUUCAUUAUCUGGCUUUGGGGGAAAGACUUUCACAAAAUGGAUCAAUGGAAAGGACAUGACAUACACUGAAUGGGCAAAGGGUGAACCAAACAACCCUAACACUGAGAAAUGCGUUGUUAUGAUGCGCGAUAAAUGGUACGACACACAGUGCCAGGGGGAAAACUAUUUUGUUUGUGAGGGUAAUGAUAAUAAUGCAGCGGUCAUGGCCGCCGACCCUUGCAGUACAGCCUUGUCGAAAUCAAAAUACAACAUUGUAAAAAAUGCAAAAAUUUGGAGCGCCGCUCGGACCGAUUGCACCAAGACCAAAGGUCAAGAUUUGGCAAGUUUCGAAACGCCACUCGAAAAUUAUUGCUUUGAAUUUGUCUUGGCGGACGCUGACAUGCUGAACAAGCGUGUUUUCUCCUCUUUGACUAUGUACAAGCAGAAAAAUUUCACAAAGUGGAUCAACAAUGCUCCCCUAAGCUACAAUGAUUGGGCCAAAGGUCAACCUUCCAGUUACAGGAGUUGCAUGGUUCAUUACAACUCUGAUUGGUACGAUGCCGAUUGUGCAUCAAAGAACUUUUACGUUUGCGAAGCACCUGCAGACCAAAAUCAAUGAGGAAAAUUAACUUGAUGAUUUAAUAAAAAAUUUUGAGUUACUAUGGGUGUCGGCUGGGUUCAUUAUGAGGCAUUUUUUUAUCCUUUUUCAAAUAAAAUUAAUUGCAAUACUCAUUAUUAA
Messenger RNA from Neocloeon triangulifer, 2730 nucleotides. RefSeq names its product macrophage mannose receptor 1-like. Lineage: Eukaryota; Metazoa; Arthropoda; Insecta; Ephemeroptera; Baetidae. Gene Ontology annotation, molecular function: signaling receptor activity. The transcript has 29 exons. Bases 46 to 2610 code for a protein of 854 amino acids. The record is from RefSeq and is a predicted model, not a curated record.